This is a messenger RNA of Stylophora pistillata, 3041 nucleotides long. RefSeq names its product lipid droplet-regulating VLDL assembly factor AUP1. Gene Ontology annotation, biological process: ERAD pathway. Gene Ontology annotation, cellular component: endoplasmic reticulum membrane. The record is from RefSeq and is a predicted model, not a curated record. Lineage: Eukaryota; Metazoa; Cnidaria; Anthozoa; Scleractinia; Pocilloporidae. Gene Ontology annotation, molecular function: ubiquitin binding.
AGAACACUCGAGUUCGCCGGGAAAUAAGGCGACGUGGUAUUAUUCCUGGAAAAGAACUACGUUAAAUUCUAUUGAUUUUGUUCUUUUAUACUCUAAGACUACUUGCUGGUGUUAUAUAAGAGGCAAUGGCCUCAGAUUUAAGACUUACGGACUUACUGGAUCGUGACAGACUGCCAGAUGGUGGAGGACUGUUGCUGCUUUUGUUAUAUUUUCCAUGUGGCUUCUUUCUUAUGAUAUUUAGAAUCUUCUUUGGACUUCAGCUCAUUCUUAUGUUGACAUUGUUACCCAAAGGGUCAUUGAUAAGGAGGAUUCUUCUCAGAGUAUCCUGUACCAUAUUAGGUAUUGUUGUGACUCAAGAAGGAUUUGAAAAUUAUAAUAAAGAUGAGCAUAAGCUUGUUGUUAGCAACCAUGUUUCAACCCUGGACAAUGUUGCCAUAGAAACAGUACUUCCAAGUGUUAUGCCAUACAGCAGAUGUGAUUGUCCAUGGCUUUUAAAGUGGGUCCUAGGGUAUCAAGAAGUAAGUGCUGACAAACAAAGAGAAGAUGUAGAUGGCAAGAUUAAGGAGUAUUUACAGGGGUCUGACUUUCCUCUUUUGGGAUUUCCAGAGGAACAAAUAACCAAUGGAAGGAGAGGCCUUCUAAAAUUCAACCCAUGGUGUUUCCAAUUUAGCAGCACUAUAUUACCUGCAUUAAUCAGUGUGAGACGCCCUCUUCCUGUUCCAAUACCUCCUCAUGUUUUAGGAAGUGGUUGGUGGCAGGACUUGUCGUGGUCUUUGUUUGUUCCAUAUACACUGUACAAUAUAAGAUUUCUUCCACCAGUAAAAUCCAAAGCAGAAGACAUUUCCAGUGAUGUACAGAAGCACAUGGCUAGUUCCUCUGGGCUAAUGCCAACGGGCUUCACAGCUCAGGAUGUAAAGGACCUAGAAGCAGUUCAAGCAAAUCCCCAAUCUCAGGAACCUAAGUCAGCCCCAAAUGGAAGCACCCCUUCUAGCCAACCCCCUAGAAGUACAAGUCCAAACACAAGGCUGGCAAGAAUGGUACAGCAGGUUAGGGAGGUACUUCCACAGGUUCCAUCUUCAGCUAUAUCAAGAGAUUUGAGUCAAACACACUGUGUUGAUACAACCAUCACCAAUAUUUUGGAAGGAAGAGUCAUCUACACACCAGAGAAAGAAGCUAAGUCAGAUAACGAAGUGAAGAGUGCCUCUUUAGGAAAUUCUAAAGAAAAAACUCCAACUACUCCACAAAUAAUAUUUUCACGAAAUUCAGAGGAAAGGCAGAGACUUCUAAAUCAAAGGAAAGCACAAAUGCUUGAGAAUGCAAGAAGGCGCUUUAGGGACAAUCAGCUUUAAGACUAGUGAUAGCAAUCAUGAUAAUGUUGAGUUUCUUGGAAGCUAACCUGUCUGUGUUUUCCUCAAUAUAUGUUGGUUUGAGCAGAUUAUCCUAGUCCCUAGCUUUGUUUUGAAGCUUUGGGUUCAAAUUAAUUGUUCAUAAUAUAUAGCACAUUUAUCAUCCAUAAUUACUAUAUUUGUCUUCCUGAUAGUUUGUACCACCAGAUGUUGGGUAUAUGUUUUCCUCCCCCAUUUCUGACUUCUCACCUGUAGCUUUGUUUAUUGUAUGCUAGAAGUAUAUUGAGUUAUGCUAGUUGAUAUUUAUGAGAAAAAAAUGCCUUAACUUUUAUAUGAAGUAAUUUAUGAAAUGCUCCCACUUAUAGUGGGUCACACAAAAUCCAGAAUGGUGCACAAAGGUGAAUUUUAGGAUAAAGUUUGUAGUGUACUUGAAUUAUGUUUACUUGACAUUAUUGCUGGGUUAUAGACUGUGAGAUAGACAUUGGAAUGUAUAUUACUGAAUUGGGAAAAAAUAGCAACCUACUCUAAAGCAACAUGCUGGGUAUGACUAAAAGUAUAUUUUGAGACUUCAAUAUAACAUUGUAAGAAUGCAUAGACCAACACCAACUUUUACUAGAAUAUUCAUAUUUUUAGUUUUUUAAUAGAUAUCAGGCACAUGCAGUGUAAAUCCCCAAUUGGGGCUCAAAUGUAAUUUUGUUGGGAAGAGAGCCAACCAGCCAUCAAAAGUUCUUACAAUUAAGAGGGUGAAUGGGGUUGUCUAUUGUUAAUAGAUAGUCCUAUCAAUAAUAAUUGAUAUUCCUUAGAGUAACUGGGGUAUGAAUGUUUGUAGCAACAGGUUUAAUUAAUCGCUACACGUAUGUUUUGAUGAAAAGUGAAAGCUUCUAGUGCAGAAAGAAGGCAGGCCUAAAAGUAUACUUAGUUGAGUUUGAGAAACAAAUGAAUGCAUAACCUAAAAUUUCAAGCUAUUAUUGGAUGUUAUGAUGUUAACUUGAAGCACAUUUUUUUCAAUCAAUCAGCACUGCGUCUUUUUCCAGUGUUGCUUUCUAAUUGCUCCCAAGUUGAGUUCUCACAAAUUCUUGAUUGUUUUACUGUGGAACCCAACAAACUCACUGGUUUUAUUUCAAUUGAUAAAUUAAUAAUUUGAUCCAGUAGAAAAGGAGCCCAUGUUGCAGGUAAAUACAAAUGAUAAAUUAAAAGUUUUAAGUUAGGAAUGGUACCGGUACCCAACUCUAGCUGGUAUACUGCCAUCAAGGUAGACAGUCAUAUAAUGUAACUUGCAUAUAAUAAAACAUCUCAUAAGCAUCUGUUAGAGCUCAAAAUAACUAUUAGCCAAUUUAUAAGAAGAUUAAAUUGAAAUAAAAUGAAAACCAAAGGGCCUCUUUUUGUCAAACCAAAAAGUGAUAUGACAAAUUGAUUUUUCCUAGGAAUAAAAGUUCUGUCAUUUGUUGACUUUAGUUUUUAGUUUUCUUUACCCUGAAGUACACCACAAAUCUUGACAAUCACAAGGUUUUGACGAGAAGCAGUAAGUUAAUCUGGCAACAUUGUAAAUCCACUAUUUUUAGUAAGACUUAACUAAUAAGUAGUAAUUAACUUCUAGCAUAACACUAGUAGCUUAAUAUUUACUGUGAGAAUUCUAUAAUUUGCAUAUUUAUUCCCUGUCUGUUGUUAAUAAAGUACAGUCCUAUGAUUGAGUAA